AUGAUAGUUUCAUCGCGUUUAAUACGUCUCAUACCAGUUAUCUGGCCCGUUUUGGUUUGUAUUACCAUCAUAACUCCGUAUAUCAUAGCCGUAUCACUUGGCCAUGUCUACCCUUUCUUACCAAGCAUUAGCAAAGCGGCUUCAUUCGAACCACAGGCGUCACUCUUUGGUGCUCUGAUGACCUUGGUGGCUUUUCUUGGACUGGCAAUGAUGGUGGCUCGGUAUGUUCAGGUUCAGGCAAUUCCUGGUGACUUGGAGUGUGAAUUCUCAAGUAAGAUCAUCAGGUUAAACAAAGUUGGUCUACGGUUUGGCAUUUCGUGUCUCAUAGGAGUUGUCCUGGUCGCCAGUGUCAGGUCUUCUGCCAAAGUGGUAUGUAUUAUGGCUGAGAAAACUACAAGGAUUAGGACCUUGGGCUAAUAAGUCAAAUUGUCGAUCGACAGAAAUAAGUUAUUUAGGUAAAAAGGGUGUAUGUUAAAAGGCUUUUAUCAUUUAGUUUUUCCAAUUUUCGAGGAAUUUUUCGUUAACCUCACUAGAUCCGAUCAAUCGCGUGGCUUCAAAAUCACUUCAAGAGUGAUGAUUAUCCGAAGCGAAGACGCAGCUACAGAGCAAGCAAUAGCUGCUGGAAUGAAUCAACUCUUCUCCCAAUGACUAAAUUCAAAUAGUCCUAGAUUUAUUAUGUUUAAUAAUAUCAAUUAAUAAUAUCUCACCAUGUUGUCUCGUGUAAUGGCACGCAAUCUAUGAGGCGUUGUCAGGAUCACAAUAACCAUGCAAUCCGUUUUUCAAUUUUAACUUCGAAACUUGUCUUUUGAUUUACAAUGGUUUUCGAAAACAUUCUUUCCUUUGCAUGUAUUUUCUUAUAGUAGCUUUUCCUGCAUAUUUACAAAUGAAGGCUUUACCUCGAUAUUUACCGCAAAAAAAUAAAUUAUUGCUGGGCGUUUGUUGUUGAGAAGGAUACCCCCGUUAAAGUGCCAAUGACACGAAAUUUGUUUUGCAUUUUUUGGUUGAUAGCUGUAUUGAAGAUUAGAAAUAAGCGAUUUAAGCGCCUAAUGAGUUCUCCUUGACCAUUUUUCGUGCAUUGAAAGUACGAUUUGGCGGCCAAAACGAUCAUGUUACAUCGUUGUGACGUACACAACUGUGAAGAUACGUCGGCAACUAUGGGGAAGAAAGGAGAAAUCUAGAAGAAAGGACGAACGUAUUGCGUGACCGGAGCGCCAAAUGAUUAAUACACAUAUUCCGGAUACUUCUCUACGCUACUUUCCAAAGGAUGUCGCUAUAUGGCCAAAUGAACGCGUUUCGAUCGUCGACAUCGAGGAGAUUUUACUCUUCACUGAAUGUCGUCGGCCUUAUGCUCCGUAUCGGCUCUGAAGGCGGCUGUUACGAACACAUACCACUAGACAAAUCAGGGGAAGAUACCAAAGAAUUCAGCUUAAAAGAAUGCUGAUUAAGGUGCCUGUUUCCACACCGUAACCGAUUGUUCAACAUUAUUUUCGGCUGACAUGUCGCAAGUGAAGAAUGGUGAGCUUCUUAUUAUUCAGGGUUAUUUCACGCGCUUGAGAUGUACUCAUACUCCUUGUCUUUCCACAUGACUACAUUUGCGCUUUUUUUAUCGCAUGAAAAUCCUGCUAGUUGUAGUUUCCAUGGUAUCUUUUUACCAGAAAUACAUAAUUUAUGAUAAAGUUCAAGCCCUUUCCUGAACUGGCCGAUAUCCUGUUGCGUGAACAGUGCGAAACCUUUGGCGGAUACUGGCAUAAACACAAGGUCGAAGGGACCGUGUGAAAGUUGAUGCCUACGAAAUAUUAAUUUACAAUACUGAUGUCAGUUAUUUGCCACUGAGCGAAAUGGGUCAUACAGCAAUGCUGCACUUAAACUAAAAAAAAUUCUCUCAAUUAAAAUCUUUAUUUGAGGUUAACUUAAAUCAGACAAACUCGCUCAUUUUCCGUUUGACCGGCUCGACGACGACAGCCUUUUUUUUGCAUUUUUCAAGCCGUGAAAUCUUCAAAUUAAAGUAGCCCCUUCAAUCACAGGAACGAAACUGCCCGAUUACUUCUCGGCAUAAAAUCAUCGUGCCUCGUGAUGCAGCCGAUUGUUUCGUCAAAUGUUAGCUUGUGGUUUGCUAAGGGAAUCAUUCUACAGAAACGAAACUCUAGAGCAGUGACCAAGGGCAACCUUCGCCGCACUUAGUGCGAAGGAAUAAAAUGUUAUGUCAACAAAAACGAACACAACUACCCAUUCUUAACAUAGGUUUUGCCAUAGAAAACAAAAGACAAACGAAACAAACUUAACAUUCAGUAACGGGAGAUUUUUGUUCUAAUCUUGACCUGAACACCGCACUCGAAAAACCGUCUAAUCAGUUUGCGUAGAAAUCUUCGUUUGAUGCGGUUCUCCUUGGUAGGGCUGAAUCGUACUCGCAACUUCCAUUUCUUUUUUACAACUUGGGUACGAUGUAUCAAAACUCUUGGUAGGUAGGUAUACAUCGCUAUCUGACAUUAUUCAAGAGUAUUACAACGCUGACCGAUACAAAAUUACAAGAGAUGCGAGAGAUUUGUAAAUGUCAAUGGACAGUUUUCAUAGUUUUCUACGUCAUCACCCGCUAAUUCGUUACCAGUCCAUGGGACACUUUUAAGACAAAAUAAGAACACUUUAAGGCCCGAAAAAAGCGAGUUUUUUGAAAAUUUUUUUCUAUCGGAAUUGGUUUUUACGCAUGAUAAGCUAAAUGUUUACGCAAAAAAAAUUCGUUUCAUAGACGCUUUAAGUCCGAAUUUUGAAUUGUAAAUCUUUUCGAUCCAAACUCAGGGCAUAAAUUUUCUUGAUAGACCUUUAUCAGAUGCGAUCCUUCACCAAACACGUGGCCUUGCUUCUCAUGUGAUCGAAAUUCUCUGCUUAGGGGUUGAUCAGAAAUUGCUAAAAGAAUUAACUUUAGAUCAGAAUAUGCAGAGGUCACUUAGAGCCUGUUAACAUGGAGAUGGGGGACCCCAGGUAGGUGAGGUAACCCGCCUUGAAUUAUGGGAUAACCGCCCGUUCAUAUGAUCUCUUGUUUCGUCUUGAUCACGUCUACAUGAUAGGCGAGGUAACCCACUUAGGUGGGUUGUCCGGUCUGUCGGGUAGGGUAACCCUGUCAGCUGAGGAAGCAAUUUGCCAAGUAAACGUCUCAAGGGUAACCCGCCUAGUCGAGGUUGCGUUCAUGUUACUCUUGCGGGGUUAUAAGUUGUAUGUAAACGCGGGCUAUUUUCGACCACAGCUAGGUGGGUUACCUGACCAACCUGGGGUCCAGACCCUCAUAUAUCCUUUUUCUUUCUGUGCAGGUUAUCGUUCUCGCUGGUAGGAGAGAAUCCGGACCUCCUCUUGGAAAACUUCAUGACGCUGCUACCACGUUACUUUUUGUCAGCGGAAUACCAUACCUUUGGUUCCAAACCGCUAUUACCUUCUUCACGGCUAAAGUGGGCCUCCAUUCAAAAUGUGUGUUCAUCUUCAGGCUUGUCGUGUCUUGUACUAUCACAUGCGCUGGCAUAGGAUAUCCUUUUUUCAAAUGGUUCUCGUACACAAGGUUACAAACAGGUAGCUCCGUAGAUUUCUGGAGCCCUGGUGAUGGUGGCUAUGCCCUGCACUUGUUUAGCACCAUCGGGGAGUGGGUUGCCUGUCUGUGCUUAGCGCUCUUCCCUGCAUCCUUUUACGAAGAAUUUAAAACUUUUUCUCUUGAAAUUCAUUAUGUUGAGGUUAAGGAACAUACAGACAGCGAGAAAAGUGACUAUGUAAAGAUAGGAACAAACGACGACUAG
This is a messenger RNA of Pocillopora meandrina, 3776 nucleotides long. NCBI's taxonomy places the organism in Eukaryota, Metazoa, Cnidaria, Anthozoa, Scleractinia, Pocilloporidae. The record is from the annotation of a GenBank genome assembly.